AUGAAACUCUCGUUAGCAUUAUUGGCUACUACUUUAGCGGCCGUCGGAAGUGCAGCACCUCCACCUCAACAAUUGGUGUUGGGACUUGUGGAAGAAUCUUUAGGACUGAAUGUUCCAUUUAAGGGUGAACCCGUUGAACUUGACCAGUCCAAUCUUCCUAACUUCUGGGACUACUGGAGGAAGCCUUUUAUUGACACUGAGCAAUUGCAAGCUUUAAUCACCGAAUCCGGUUUACGUUCACGUGCUGAGACAUUGUUUAAUAUUUCUAAGGGUUCGAUUGGUGAAUAUGGACAUCCUACUCGGGUUAUUGGAUCCCAAGGUCAUUGGGGAACUAUUCAUUAUAUAUUGGAUGAAAUUAGAUCUUUGGGUUACUAUUAUGAUGUUUGGACUCAAAAGUUCAAUGCCAUCGAUGGUCGUGUGAAACUGGUGUCCCUUUUACUUGACGGUGUUAAGCCAAAGUCAUUAGAAGCUUUAAGUUUAACUCCUCCAACUCCCAAUGAAAGACCAGUUCAUGGUAACUUGGUUCUUGUGGAUGGGUUCGGAUGUCUGCUUGAAGAUUUCCCCAAGUCUGUUAAAGAUAACAUUGUUUUAAUUAAGAGGGGUCUUUGUGCAUUUAACGAUAAGUCUGUCAAUGCUGGUCUUCUGGGUGCCGUAGGUGCCAUUAUCUAUGACCCUGCUGGUGGUUUAUUACAUGGUACUUUGGGUGAACCAACUGGAAAGGAAGUUGCAACGGUAUCCAUUUCUAAGGAAGAUGCCCAACCUUAUAUUGAUUCUUUGUUAAAGGAUCCUCUGACUGAGAUUGAAACUACUUUGUAUGUUGAUUCUUAUGUCAAGAACGUUACCACUUUGAAUGUUAUUGCUGAAACUCGUUUCGGAGAUCACAAUAAUGUUGUUUCCUUGGGUGCUCAUUCAGAUAGUGUUGAAGCAGGUCCAGGUAUUAAUGAUGAUGGAAGUGGUACUAUUUCCCUUUUGGAAGUUGCCAAAUCUUUAUCUCAUUUUAAGGUUAAGAAUGCUGUGAGAUUUGCUUGGUGGGCUGCUGAAGAAGAAGGAUUGUUAGGGUCUACUUACUACUCUGAACAUUUGAGUCCUGUUGAGAACCAGAAGGUUCGGUUAUUCAUGGACUAUGAUAUGAUGGCUUCUCCCAACUAUGAAUAUGAAGUUUAUGAUGCCAACAACAAAGACCAUCCUGCUGGUUCUGAAGACUUGAAACAAUUAUACAUUGACUGGUAUGUUGAUCAUGGAUUGAACUAUACUUUAAUUCCAUUUGAUGGUCGUUCCGAUUAUGUUGGUUUCAUUGAUGCUGGUAUUCCUGCUGGUGGUAUUGCUACUGGUGCUGAAGUUCUUAAGGGUAAGAAAUCUUGGGCUAAAUUUGGUGGUACUGUUGGUGAUGCCUUUGAUCCAUGUUACCAUCUGUUAUGUGAUGAUUUAGGUAACCCAGACUAUGGUGCUUGGGUUAUUAAUACAAAGUUGAUUGCUCAUUCUGUUGCUACUUAUGCUAAAACGUUUGAUGGUUUCCCAGAAAGAUCUCCUAUUAACGAAACCAUCACUGCAACCUCAAACACUCCUUCUGACUCUUUCAAAUAUAGAGGAAGCAAGUUGAUUAUUUGA
Molecule: messenger RNA, 1608 nt
Organism: Lizanozyma spartinae
Lineage: Eukaryota; Fungi; Ascomycota; Pichiomycetes; Serinales; Debaryomycetaceae
Gene: APE3
Product: Ape3p
Exons: 1
Coding region: 1-1608 (535 amino acids)
Biological process (GO): proteolysis
Molecular function (GO): aminopeptidase activity; metalloexopeptidase activity
Source: RefSeq, a predicted model, not a curated record